Messenger RNA from Arabidopsis thaliana (thale cress), 1980 nucleotides. RefSeq names its product S-adenosyl-L-methionine-dependent methyltransferases superfamily protein. The transcript is spliced from 4 exons. Gene Ontology annotation, cellular component: endomembrane system; membrane. Bases 1 to 1980 code for a protein of 659 amino acids. Lineage: Eukaryota; Viridiplantae; Streptophyta; Magnoliopsida; Brassicales; Brassicaceae. The record is from RefSeq and is marked reviewed. Gene Ontology annotation, molecular function: methyltransferase activity.
AUGGUGGAAGAUGUGGUGGUUGUGGUGGUGGAAGAAAGAGAGAUGAGUGAAACUAAUUUGGAGGAACUCUGGGAUCAACUUCAUUAUGCGAUAAGAGCAUUGAAAGCUUUAAGAUUCGAUAAUACCAUGCGACAGAAAGCCAUAGAUAAAUUGAUAGCCUUACAGGAGAAAGAAUCCAUUGCGUCCAAUGAAGAAUGCAUAGCUAGAGAAGUUGUUCAAGAGGCUACUUUGGAAUUAUCUUUGGGUGAAGCGAGGUUGCAGCAGGUUCUAGUGGAGUCAGCGGGUCACAAUGCUUCUGAGGUUGAGGAUAAAGUCUGGGAGACUAUGAUUUUGGGUGAAAAAGCUGUAGAAUUAGAGCGUGAUACCACUCAAGACGCCCAAGGACAGGUUUUGGUUGGGAAAAGUACAGUUGUUGACGAGGAUGCAAUAUCGAGUGGCGUGGCUGAAAAUGAGUUAGCAGUAGAUGAAAUCUACACUUGUGAGGCAAGCUUUUCUAUGAAAAAGAAAAAACCUAUAAUUGUUGUUAUAAUCUUGUUUAUGAUGUUUGUCUCUGACUUGUUUAGAUUUGCACCGGUUGAGUCUCUCGAGCUCGCCAAACCCUGUUUCCCAUCUCCAAGUUUGGCUUUUCUUAUCUCAGUAGCUACAUUAGCUAAGUUCAACUACAUCACUCCACUACGCUUCUCUGAUCGGUUCUGUAACUAUCAUGGAAGCUUUGACGGCGACAACUACAACAUCGGAAGCCAAAUGAGAAAGACAAUCGAAACCGCCAUUUUUAAAAUCCACCAAGAAAUGGAUGAUCUCAAGGCUUUAGAAGCUAAUUCUUCUACUCCUCCAUCCUCUGUUUCAUCAGCUUCAGGAUCCAUGUUUAGGCAUGUAGCUUUUCUUGCGGAUGUUCUUUCGCUAGUUCAGUCGGUUCAUAUGGAAUUGCCUUCGUUCGAAGAGAGAUCCGUAGCAGAUCAUCCGUUGAAGCAGCAGAAAGGUGACCCUGGUGAGCAUUUUAUGAGAGAAGAGAUAAAGAAGUACAUAAAGAUCAAACCUAACCGGCUCGGGAAGCAGAAUUUCAUGGGAGCUAACGGAACAUUCACCUCGAUCGGGCACGCUUGUUUUGCGAUGAAGAAAGAUCUAGAAGAGUAUAUGGACUAUGAUGUUGGAGAAAUCUGCAAUGAUGAUUGGAGAUUAGCUCAGAAGCUUAUGGUUCAUGGAUGCGAUCCGUUGCCUAGAAGACGGUGCUUCUCCCGUGGCCCGCAGUUAUACCACAAACCGUUUCCAAUCAACGAGUCUUUAUGGAAGCUUCCGGAUAAUCGGAAUGUGAGAUGGGGACAGUAUAAGUGCAAGAACUUUGCUUGCCUAGCAAGCAACACAACAGCACGAAAAGGGUUCUUUAAAUGCACUGAUUGCUUCAACCUCACGCACCACGAAUCUCCGAGAUGGCUUAACCGAGGCGAAAUCGAUCCUGAGACGAACCAAACUGCGGAUUUCUCGAUAGCUGAAGUACUCGAGAUUAAACCGGGAGAGAUUAGAAUCGGACUGGAUUUCAGCAUUGGCACUGGAACUUUCGCAGCAAGAAUGAGAGAACAGAACGUCACGAUUGUAUCAGCAACAAUCAACCUUGGCGCUCCAUUCAACGAGAUGAUCGCUCUGCGCGGUUUAGUCCCGUUGUACUUAACCGUGAACCAACGGUUACCGUUCUUCGACAGCACGCUUGAUAUGAUUCACACGACGAGGUUUCUCGAUGGAUGGAUUGAUCUAAUACUUCUUGAUUUCGUGCUGUUUGAUUGGGACAGGGUUUUAAGGCCAGGUGGAUUGUUGUGGAUCGAUGGUUUCUUUUGUCUGAAAGAAGAUGUGAGUGAUUACAUGGAAGCGUUUAAAGCGUUGAGGUAUAGGAAACAUAAGUGGGUUGUGGUACCUAAGAAAGAUAAAGAUGAUAAAGAAGUUUUCUUCUCUGCUGUGUUAGAGAAACCUCCAAGACCCUUUAGAUGA